ACCGGUCUGCGCUGAGCCUGGCUGUUGGAGGAGGCGCGUGUGCUGCUGCAUGGAGCUGCUAGCUGGCUGCUACGAGCAGGUCCUUUUUGGGUUCGCUGUACACUUGGAGCCCAAGGCGAGCGGCGACCAUGAGCAGAAGUGGACUCCUGUGGCCGACUUCACUCACCAUGCCCACACUGCCUCCUUGUCAGCGGUGGCUGUCAGUAGCCGUUUUGUAGUCACUGGGAGCAAAGAUGAAACCAUUCACAUUUAUGACAUGAAAAAGAAGAUAGACCACGGGGCUCUAGUGCAUCACAACGGCACAAUAACUUGCCUGAAAUUCCACGGCAACAGGCACUUGAUCAGCGGGGCAGAGGACGGCCUCAUUUGUGUCUGGGAUGCAAAGAAAUGGGAGUGCCUGAAGUCGAUUAAAGCUCACAAAGGACAUGUGACCUUCCUUUCCAUUCACCCGUCUGGCAAGUUGGCCCUGUCUGUGGGUACAGAUAAGACAUUAAGAACAUGGAAUCUUGUGGAAGGAAGAUCGGCAUUCAUAAAAAACAUAAAACAAAAUGCUCACAUAGUGGAAUGGUCCCCAAGAGGAGAGAAAUACAUAGUUGUCAUACUGAACAAAAUAGAUCUCUAUCAGCUUGACACUGCAUCUGUCAGUGGCACCAUCACAAAUGAAAAGAGAGUAUCUUCUGUUAGGUUUCUUUCAGAAUCUGUCCUUGCAGUGGCUGGAGAUGAAGAGGUCGUAAGAUUUUUUGACUGUGAUUCACUAAUGUGCCUCUCUGAAUUUAAAGCUCAUGAAAACAGGGUAAAAGACAUGUUCAGUUUUGAAACUCCAGAGCAUCAUAUUAUUGUUACAGCAUCGAGUGAUGGUUUCAUCAAAAUGUGGAAGCUCAAAGGGGACAAGGGGGUUUCCCCGUCUUUGCUGUGUGAAGUAAACACUAAUGCCAGGCUGACAUGUCUUGGAGUGUGGCUGGACAGAGUGACAGACACGAAAGAAAGCCUGCUUCCAGCUGUAGAACCACCUCCUGUAAGUAAACAAGAACAGUCCAAAAGGAAUAAAAAGGAAUCUGGCCGUGAAGUCCAGGAGGAAGAAAGGCAGCUAAAACCUGACACGAAGAACUGUGGUUUAACUGGUGACAGUAAUAAGCCAACAAAAGGAAGCAUCCUGGUGUCAACCAAGAAGAGGAAAACAGUAGAAAUGUUAGAAAAAAAGAAAAGAAAAAAGAAGAAAAUAUGAAUGAUGCAGUGAAUCCCAGAUUUCUCCUAAGAGAAAAACUUUUUCAAAUGUACUUUUUUUUUUCUGAGUAAAAGCUAGGAAUUUCUUCUUUUGAAGAAAAUGUACAGCUUAAAAAUCACUUUCAGGUUUUUGUUUUUUUAAACAGUGGUAAAACUUUUUGAUAGGCAAUAUUUUAUUAAUUAUGUAUCAUGGCAAUAUAUAGUAUGUUAAUGUGUAAUAUAUAAUUUUUACUGUUGUGUAAAGCAAAGAUCUUUCUCAAAUUAUUACAGCUUAAAAUAAUACAAAAUCUUGAACACAUUUCUUUACAGGAAGCAGAUAAAGGAAUUGUUUUUCAGAUUUUUCUCCUAAGUGAGGGAAGAAUGAAAAACCUGCAUUACUUUGGCUUUUUCACGUGGUUCUAGUAAUUUUAAUGCGGAUUUUGUUCGUUUUGGUAACAAAAGAUACAAGAAUAUUUUCAGACCAGGGAGUAUGUUAAGACAAACUUAAAAAUUAGAUAUAUAAAAUAAAAUAUGUACAUAUAAAACAUAUGCUCAAGUUUAGGGCUAUGUACAUAAGAAGGUUAAAGAGAGGCUUCCAAACUUCAUGAAACUAUUCUGUUUCCAAGUUUACACGGUAACUUAAGGACAGGAAAAUGACAUUUCCUUUUUUUAUUUUCCCAUCUGUUUCAGGGUAUCCAAAAAACUCACUUAGCUAAUCUUCUGACAAAGGUGGUCUUAAAACUAGCCUUGAUGAUAAUCUUUUCUUACCUAGAAAAUUAAAGCAUUUUCCUUAAUGGAUUACUGGAUGUUUUGAAGAGACACAGUAGUAGAGGAUUCAUAGGUCUGACUUAGCUGGGAAGAUGUUAAAUCCCUGAGGCCACCAGGGGAUUCCCUCCUGAUUAGGCAAAAUGAGGAUCUUAACACUUGGACACUAAAGUGCCGCUCACUUCAUGAGAGGAAAUCAUCUAGGAAACGAACCAAACCAUGUGUCUGACAUUUCCAUCCACCUCUUUGUUGUCUUACUUCGGGUCUGUAAACAAAGAUGAAUAUAGGUUUGGUUAUUUUGUUUUUGAGACUUUACUUUUUUAUAGCUGUUUUGGGUUUAUAACAUUAUUGAGAGAAGGGACAGAUUUGCCACUCUGUUCUAUUCAUCUCUCCCCAUCUCCACCACUGAUAAUCACUGAGCUUUUUAUCAUCUCUGAAGUUCUGCCUUUCCCACAAUAUCACGUAGUUAGAAUCAUACAGUAUUGUAGCCUUUUCAGAUUGGCUUCUUCCACUUACUAACAUGCAUUUAAGCUUCCUCUGUGUCUUUUCAUGGCUUGAUAGUUCAUUUCUUUUUAGUAAUGAAUAAUACUCCAUUGUCUGGAUGUACCACAGUUUACCAUUCACUACUGGAGGACAUCUUGGUUGCCUCCCAGUUUUGGCAAUUACAUAUAAAAUUGCUAUAAACCAUGUGAUUUGAGCAUUUUAUUUUGGUCUGUGAGCUUGUCUGCUCAGUGACCUCUGGCUGAGCUUGACUGGUAGUGUACUUGGAGGCCAUUGCACACACAAGUUUGUAUCAGAAAAUAUUUAUUUGGGGGGAGUCACGUUCAUUUUCUUUUCCUCCUAGGAAUGUAUAGUCUAUUUAUAAUCUCAGCCAUCUCUGUGCUGAAUUGUCUACUUUGAUAUUUAUGUAUGAGCAGCUCCUUAUCGCAAAUUCACUCAAUAUUUUGAAAGCCCUGAAGGCCACCUCUACCUCCACUCUCCAUUUGUUUCUUCACUGGGCCUGCGUUGAACAACGCUCACCACGUGCCUGGCACUAUCCUAGAUUCUAGGGGCCGAAAAGGAAAAAAAAAAAAAAACAAAAGAUCCCUACACAAAGGACAAAAGCUUUGGUAAGAAAUGUAUUACAGCCUGUGGUGGCUGGUGGCAGCUUGACUUCAGUAAGAGAUGAGACUGAGUUUUGAACAAGGAGAAAAAGGCAUUUCUGGCAGAGGGAACGGGAUGCUACCGCGGUUAAGAAAGACUCAGCUGCAAGAAGCGAAAAGCAACUUUGGCUCUCCCAAACUUCCGCAGGAGGCACGGGGAUGGGUUUAUGACAAGGACGCAGGUGUCUGACAAGCCGGGGCAGGGAGAGAACCAGACCUCAGGGGCAGGGCGCAGCCAGGGCAAUCCCUCCCUCCCGUCUCUCACUCUGCCGGUUGUCCUUUCUGAAGAGCAGCUGCUGACUUCUCACUCCGUGUCCUCGGCCGUUCAGCGCGUGCUUGUGGAGCCGUGCUGUGCCAGGCAACAAUCCUCACUCUGGAGAACUUGCAUGCUAGAGAGGGGAGGUGAUUGCAGUUCGUAAGUUAUAUACCACUUAGGAGGUAAGUGCGGUGGAGAAAAAUAAGCUACGGAAGGAAAUGCAGAUGGUUGUAGUCUUAAAUAAGAUGAUCCUGGAAGGCCUCACUGAGAAGGUGACAUUCGAAUAAAGGUUUAAAGGAGGUGAGGGAGUGAGCGAGAGAUGAUCUGGGAAGAGGGUUCCGGGCAGAUGAAACAGCUGCACAUGCAAGUGCUCGGAGGUGCAAGCAAGGAGGCUGGAGCAGCAUCAGCACAGGGGAAAGAGGAACAGGAGCCGAGGUCGGGAGGGAGGUGUGCAGGGCUUUGCAGGAGGAACAGGAGCCGAGGUCGGGAGGGAGGUGUGCAGGGCUUUGCAGGAGGUACGGGAGCCGAGGUCCGGGAGGGAAGUGUGCAGGGCUUUGCAGGAGGAAUGGGAGCCGAGGUCGGGAGGGAGGUGUGCAGGGCUUUGCAGGAGUUACAGGAGCCGAGGUCGGGAGGGAGGUGUGCAGGGCUUUGCAGGAGGAACAGGAGCCGAGGUCCGGGAGGGAGGUGUGCAGGGCUUUGCAGGAGGUACAGGAGCCGAGGUCGGGAGGGAGGUGUGCAGGGCUUUGCAGGAGGUACGGGAGCCACUGGAGGGUUUGGAGCCGAGGAAUGACGCAGUCCAGUUUGUAAUCAGAUUGUCCUGGUCACGGUACUGAGAACAGACUAAAGGAGUUAGGCAGCCCUACCCUUUACUGUGUGACCUUAUACCAGCUAGAGAACCCCUUUCUGCCUUAAUUUCCUCCAUGGAUAAAAGCAGAAGAAAGUAAUAGUCUUUACUGCAUAGGGUUGGUAUGAAGAUUAAAUGAGUUCAUCGAUGUCAAGCACUUCAGUGUCCCGCAUGUAAUAAGCACACUGUAUGCUUUGCUCAUAUUAUUAUGGCUCUCACAUAUGAGGUCCUAGAAGCACGUGGCAGAUAGGGUAGGUUGAAAAAAAUAGGCAGUUUUUUUCAUAAUCUCAUUUAUUAAUUUCUUGGAGAAAAUUUUAAUGAAUGGAUGAUGUCAAUCUUAAAGCUAUAAAAUGUUCCUAAAGACCUAGUAAUUAGUAUUGUGGAUACUCAGUAGACGUUGACUUGCAACACUGCAACUGGCAUUUGAUUUUGACCAUUUUUGCUUGAGGUCUGUUUAAGUGUAAAUUCAACACAUACAAGGCUCCAAAAAUGAUAAAAUAAUGCUCAAAGUGAAGCGCUAUUCCUUCCUCAUGAGCUCUUCUGUUGUGGCAGAUGGUCUUUAUUGCUCUGGUUAUGGGUGGGUGUACACGUGUGUCUCGCAGACAAUCCUGACUUGAGGCCUCUGUGAAAAAAAAAAAAAAAACAGAAAAACAUCCCAUUGAUAGGCCCCAGUGGCCAGAGACUAAAAACUUAGUCCCGCACACAAUCUUGGUCACGCCGCAUGACACACUUGUGGUUCAGUGUUCCAGUACUAUUCAGUGGGCUCCUAGUUAAGAGCUGAGCUAUCUCCUAAAAUAUGCUAAUGUCAACUAGAAACAUUACUAAACACAAAUCCUUGUGUGGAACCAAUCGAAACAGAGCAGAAACCGGUUCCUUUCAUUUAUUUUAUAUUUUAUGAUGGACUGCACAUGAAACUAGGCAUUAUGGUAGAGUUAAGGGUGUAGGACAGAGCUUAUUUCAAAUAACAGCUCUACCAAGGGCUAGGACUAUAGGUAACAUUCUCUGUGGUUCAAUUUCUUUAAGUCUAAAAGGCAGGGGGAGGAUCAUGGUGGGCUUAACUAUGGUUUGAAGCUUGCAUCUGCAUAGGGAGAGAUGAAUCCCUAAAUCAUCCCAGCUGGUUAAGGCAAGUCCUGUCACUGUAUUUUUUUUUAAAAUAAAUUUUAUUUAUUUA
This is a messenger RNA of Balaenoptera ricei (Rice's whale), 5381 nucleotides long. It is a transcript of the gene PAK1IP1, whose product is annotated as PAK1 interacting protein 1. The transcript has 10 exons. Gene Ontology annotation, molecular function: protein binding. Bases 50 to 1225 code for a protein of 391 amino acids. The record is from RefSeq and is a predicted model, not a curated record. Lineage: Eukaryota; Metazoa; Chordata; Mammalia; Artiodactyla; Balaenopteridae.